CCCCAGCACCACCUUCCCGGCGGGAGGCUCGGCCCCGCCACUCGGGAGGAGGAGGAGGAGGAGGAGGAGGAGGAAGAAGAAGAAGAAGAAGAGCAGGAGGAGGAGGCUCCUGGAAGAUGGUCCCUUCGGCCGGAGAGCUGGCAUGGAUCGGCCUGGGUAUUUUAUUAGCUGCCUGCCAGGCCCUGGAGAACACGACGUCGGCCUUGAGUGGCGCUCCCGUGCCCGCGGCCGUCCGCUCCCAUUUCAACGAGUGCCCGGACUCUCACAGUCAGUUCUGCUUCCACGGCACCUGCAGGUUCUUGGUGGAGGAGAACAAGCCGGCGUGCAAGUGCCACUUGGGGUUCAUGGGAGAGCGGUGUGAGCACGCGGACCUGCUGGCCGUGGUGGCGGCCACGCAGAAGAAACAGACCAUCACCGCCCUGCUCGUGGUGUCCGUCCUGGCUUCCGUCACCCUGGCGGCCGCCUGUGUCCUCAUACACUGCUGCCAGAUAAGAAGACCCUUGGAGUGGUGCCGGGCAGUGUCCUGUCGGCAGGAGAAGCCCAGCGUCCUCCUCAAGGGGCGGGGGGCUUCCUGCUGCCGCUCCGAGACAGCGGUCUGAAAGGGCCGGGUCAGGGCCGAAGCCCCGCGGACCACCUCGGCCUCGGCGGAGAGGAGGGGGGCUUCCGGAGAAGAGCCGUUGCCGCUGAAGCAAGACAUGCUGGGAGAUUCACCGGUCCUCCCUGCGGCCCCUCACCCUCCCCGGCCUCCUGUCCGCUGCCGGCUGGGCCUUCCGCAUUUGGCCGGACCGAGAACCCCUUCCGCUCGGGGCGAUCCGGCGUGGAAACAAGAGGGAAUCGGCAGACCGUCCCUUUCCCCCCGCUCCCCCCGCCUCUCCCACCUCCCCACAAGGACCGUCCGAACGGAAUGAAAGUUGGGAGGGGGCCCUCAGAGGUGCGGGUAGAGAGGCGGGGGGUGGGCACCUGUGGGCGUGCGCGUGUGUGAGUGUCUGGUUGCCGGGAAUCUCUGGCCCCGGUCGAAAUUCCCCUGCUCGCGUUCCAGGGAGCCUCUGGCCCAGGUGGGAUCGGGUCUGGAGCUGUUGGGUAAACUGGCGGAAACGUCCUCGGGGCUUGUGCAGAGCCCCGGGGGCUGGGCCGAAGCACUGGGAAUCCAGGGAUCCCCUCCCGAGCCCCGUCGGACGGGACGGGGAACGUCUCCGUCGACGAGACCCUCCGUCCCCCCGCCGCUCUUUCCUCCUGAGAGCCGAGACGGGGACGGGGGCCGCCGGCGUCGGGGGAGCGGGAAUCUCAACUCGGGGGCAGAAACCAACCCCGCCUCUCCACCGUCUGCUCGGAUGCCCUUUGGGAUCACUCGGAAUUUUUGCAGGCGGGUGAUGGGAAACCGGGCCAACUGGCUCUGAGCGGCCCCUUUCCGACGGGAGCGACGAUCGGAUGCGGAAAUGGGGAUGGAUUCUUCGGCCCCCCCAAGAGUGAAGUGUGUGUGAGUGUGUGUGUGCGUGCACGCAUGUGUAUGGGGGGAGGGGAGGCAGGUCUGCCAUCAGCCCAAGUACAUAUAAAGCCUGCCCCUUGUUUUUUUGGAAAGCAUCGACAUCUCCUACCGAAAUCUUCCCCGGCUGCUUUGCGGGAGGCGAAAACUUCCAGAAGUUCCAGGCCAGGCUCACGGAGGGAUCGCCGACGGCCGAUUUUCCAACUCGCCGUUUGGGGUGAUCGCUUUCCUCGGGAACGGGGAACCCCAAACGUCCAGGAAAAGGUUCUAGUGAGAAGUUAGGAUUCUCUUCUUUCCCUCAGAGAACGUCCAUCGGGAAAAGCGGCUGACCGCCUUCCCCCAGGCCCCGCCCGGGUCUCCCUCCCCACCGUCAGUGACCGCCUUCAUACGGGGCCUGCCCAGGGGCCUGAUUUGAUCGCCUCCUUAUUUAUGAACUGCUCUCCGCCUCUCAGCUGCCCAGCCGGGCCAGAAUUCUUCACUGAAAUUUGGAAAUAGCUAUACGAUGAAGUAGAUCCAUAUGAAUAUACCGUACCAUAUAUGAGGAGAUUAUUUAUUCAUUAAUGUUGGAACCCAACCCCUUGAAUCUUGCGGGAACGGAAAAUGGCGGGAAAGCCCUCCAUUUCACGUCCUCCCCAUCCCCGCCCCUCAUCCGGCUUCCUGUCGGCCCCGGGGCUUGACCGGGGACGUCGGCUCUUCCCCCCUGGUGAGUCCGUGGAUGCCCCUGAGCUGUUUGAGACUGAUGUCUCUGACUGUCCCGGAUGAGGAAGUCUUAGCGAGGGGCUGAGGCGCUUUCAAGAAGGGUACGUUUUGGGGCACCCGGCAACUUUCCGCCGCUCCGAGAGUCCCCUCCCGGCUACGGCGCCCCCGGAUUCUAGAGAGAGACAUCGGUUCCUCUUGAACGGUCCUCAAAGCCCCAGCGGGAGCCCCCAUCUCACACCAGGCUGUUCCCGGGCCGAAUAGCCGAGCUCCACUUCCCCGGAACCGGCACCCCCAGCCCCCACCACCGAGUCCAGAGCAGCCCCCGGGCUCCGGCCAGAGUUAGAAGAGGGUCUCCGUGGGCUGUUCUUAAGCCAGGCUUGCAUCCUCUUCUCCACAGGUGCCAUUCGCUCAGCCCAACUCCCUUUCCCAGGUGCCUUCGCAGGGAUGCAGUUUGGUCUGGAAGUUGGCCAGGCCCUACAUCCAAGUAGUUCCGCUGAGAGGAGUGGGUGACGGGAACAAUUGCCACGUUCUUUGUUCCGGUUUUCUGGAUUCUUGGUUUUCAUUCCAAGCCACCGUCCUCAUCCUGAAUCUCCCUAGGACAACCGGCUUUGUCUCCCGCCGGCCUUCCUGGGCAGCUGGGAGGCGGGGAUGGCUCCUCCGGGACAAAAUGCGGGGGGGUCCGAGACAGAAAGGAAAUUUGGGAGCCGGGAGUUGGGGCUCAGGGGACCACCCUUCCCCCUCAGACAUGGACUCCCGCUCAGAGACGAGAUGACAGACGGUGGGUUACUGGUGCCGUUCCCAGGCGAUGGUGCCUUUCUGCCGUUGGUUCCCAAACAACGGUACCCUUUUCCUCAGUGGCACCUUCUCACCCGCCGGCGUCUUGCACCCGCUUUCCACAGAUGGAACCGGCCCAGGAAGCACCGAAAAGUCCGAUUAGCCCACGGAGCCCCACUCGCCAAACCGGUGUCCAGGCGGUCGGUUCCAGAGGGAGAAUUUCCCGGGUCAGGGUGGGCCCCUGAGAGCCGGAAGCUGAAGAAAAUGGGGACGGGAGCCGUAAAGAUGAGAACUUUAGCUCUCCCGCUGCCAUCUUGGUGGCAAAACCCGUCUCUGAGAGAGAUUGCACUGGAAGCGGCGCAUCGUCGGGUUGCUCCAUCGUCGAGCCUCGGGGCCGAGGCUGGGCGCGGGUCACCCAUCGAAAAGGCCGUCCACACACACGGUUGUGGGCAGACGGUGGCUCGCCCCAGCGGGGAGAGUUGUCUGUUUUCGUCAUGGGAACUGGCCUCCUCCUCCAGCAACAUUGCCAGGAAUCCCAGGGUCUGUCGGGCCUCGGUCCGGCCCAACCGCCCCCCGAGCCAGACCUCUGGGGUGCUGCUCAGGGACCUAGAGUGACCCCGGAGGAAGACCCCCAAAACUAGGCAAGCCUGGAGAGGCUGCAGGGAGGAGGUGCCAGUCAAGACCACCCUUGUGGGAAAGGCCAAUAUCUCUCUCUCCCACACACACAGAUCCUCUUCCACUUCCAGUUUUCCCCAACCGAGUUGUUCAACUUCUCGUCGACUUUAAUAAGUUUAUCAUAACCAACCUGAUACCCCUUUUUUUUUAGUAACGGUUACUCUGUCCUCUGUAUAUGUUGCACUGAAAAGGUUAAUAUUUAAUGUUUUAAUUUAUUUUGUGUGGUAAAUUAAUUUUGAUCUCCGUACUAUGUUCAUGUGAUUGGCUGUUCUUUCCUUAAUAUCUGAAGUAGAGUUAUUUAAAGAGGAGUGACAUGAAAUACAGUUGGCUUUUUUUUUUUCCAGAA
Molecule: messenger RNA, 3977 nt
Organism: Ornithorhynchus anatinus (platypus)
Lineage: Eukaryota; Metazoa; Chordata; Mammalia; Monotremata; Ornithorhynchidae
Gene: TGFA
Product: transforming growth factor alpha
Exons: 6
Coding region: 117-599 (160 amino acids)
Biological process (GO): positive regulation of mitotic nuclear division; epidermal growth factor receptor signaling pathway; positive regulation of cell population proliferation
Source: RefSeq, a predicted model, not a curated record